AUGGCUAACUCGUCUGGUUUUUCAAACCUUCUACGUAGUCAAAUUCCAGUAGACCUUGAUUCACCCGAACCUUUUUGGUUUGAGUCACAAGUUCCUGAUGAGUCUCCUAGCCAAGUUCCUGAUGAGUCCGGUGUUAAGGAGAGGAGGAAAUAUUCUCCCAGAGAGGAUAAGAUCCUUAUUAGUGCUUGGCUUAACACCAGUAAGGACCCUGUCGUCGGGAAUGAGCAGAAAGCUGGUGCUUUCUGGAAGCGUAUUGUAGAGUACUACAACGCAAGCCCUCACCUCGUUGGGCAAAUACCGAGAGAGAUUACUUCUUGCAAACAGAGGUGGGCUAGGAUCAACGAGCAAGUAUCAAAGUUUACUGGAUGCUAUGAUGCGGCUCUGAGGGAGCAGAGAAGUGGCCAAAACGAUGAUGAUGUGAUGAAAGCGGCCUUGGACAUAUUCUUCUCAAAGUACGGCAACAAGUUCAGCUUGGAUCACUGCUGGAGGGAGCUGAGGCAUGACCAGAAAUGGUCGUCCACCUAUGUGGCUAAGGAUGGUGGAAAGGAAAAGCGGAGGCAAGUGUUGGACAUUGAUAGAGAAGAAGAUGACGUGGGAGAAGCAGAGGCUAGACCUAUAGGGGUAAAGGCCGCGAAAGCUGGCAGUAAGAAGAAAAAGAGUGGUAGAGAAGAGGAGUUGUCAAAGCUACAUGGCGUGUUAGAACUGAAGGAAAAACUCUCUAGGCAUAAAGUCCUUGAUCGCUUGCUCGCGAAGAAAGAGCCACUGUCUGAGAUGGAAACAUCGCUAAAACUCAAGCUAAUGUCUGAAAUGUUAUGA
Brassica napus (rape) is the source of this 816-nucleotide messenger RNA. RefSeq names its product glutathione S-transferase T3-like. The transcript has a single exon. Bases 1 to 816 code for a protein of 271 amino acids. The record is from RefSeq and is a predicted model, not a curated record. Lineage: Eukaryota; Viridiplantae; Streptophyta; Magnoliopsida; Brassicales; Brassicaceae.